Colletotrichum truncatum is the source of this 1077-nucleotide messenger RNA. RefSeq lists its product as uncharacterized. Lineage: Eukaryota; Fungi; Ascomycota; Sordariomycetes; Glomerellales; Glomerellaceae. The record is from RefSeq and is a predicted model, not a curated record.
AUGGCUGAACAGACAGCUUCAUCUACUCUGCCGAUCAUGGUUCAGCCGUCCGUAAGGGCGGUGGCUUCGAGUGAAGACAACUGGAAGGGCAAGACGAGCCCUGCCGAGAGGAGGAAGAUCCAGAACAGGCUGAAUCAGCGGACAUGGAGACAACGGCAGAAACUGGAAAAGCUGCGCCAAGGGACGGCCCGGGGAGCUGCAUCUGACGCCAGUUUAGAUGCAAGCACCCUGUAUCCCUCUCCCACAGACUCCGUAGCAUGCAAGGGGAGCAUUACAAACACUUCAACGGUUCCUUCGUCGUCCCCGUCCCCUUCAUCUAAGCAUAACACGGUAACAAAUGAUGCGGACUACAUAUAUACCACCGCUAUGGAGCUCUCGCGUCCCAGUACAAGAAAAGCAACAGCCAGGGGCGAGCGGGCGUGCGCUAAGCACGCUACAUUGAUGGCCUUGACGUACAUUGGGAGGCGGCGGGCGCUGCUUGACCUCAAGGAUGAGGACAUGGAAGAGCUAUACAGUCUGUUUCUCAUGAAGGCGGCGAGCUCCGGCACAGAUCCUAUGUCAGACUGGCUACUACCGCUGGUACAAUUUAAUCUUUUUCGGGGCCUCAUGGAAAACAUGAAGAUUUUGGGGAUCACGAUGCCCAUGGUUUGCGAUGAAGACUCCCUCUCUCCGUUCGGAACGGAUCCGUCAUAUAAUAGCAGUUCAUUCUGGAAUGUUCCUGUAUACUUGCGGCCAACUGAGACUCAACUGACAAUCGAGCAUCACCCAUGGCUAGACUUCCUGCCAUUACCGAGAAUGCGAGAUAACCUUAUCAAGGCAGAUGGGAAUUAUGACGAUGAGGAGCUAUGCCUUGACAUGAUCGGAGAUGGAAACGCGCCGUCUGGGAAGGGCGAGGUGAUCCUUUGGGGCGACGCCUGGGAUCCGAUGAACUGGGAGGUCACUGAGGUGUUUGUGACCAAGUGGAGAUGGGUUCUGGAGGGCUGUGAAGAGUUGAUUCGAUCCUCGAACUAUUGGAGGGCUCAAAGAGGAGAAAAUAAGAUGCGUGUAAGGAUGCAUGGCUGUAAGCCCGCCAGUUAG